AUGUCUGCAACACCACCGACAGCAAGACCCACUGCCAAAGAAGGUGUGGACAUAUACCGGAGCGAUGCAAGUGUCUCUGACAUAUUUGGUGAUCUGAAGGGUCGCAUUUUGCUCGAGGCGAUCUGGACGACCUAUCAGGCGGGGAUUCGGGGAUACAAUGUGGGGCCAGAGAAAACCCGGGUGAAGUUCUACCAAGAGAGCAACAAUGCUGCGUCUCAAGCGGGCAGGAGGUCAGGAUUUGCAGGGCAGCCCAAGAACAUUUAUAGGCAUCCUCUCAACAACCGAGCGCAAAACGGUGUUCGUGAAUGCUACAAGCAGUCAGUCAAGUUGCGAGGCAUUGUUGAAGGCGUACGUGGUGAAGCUUGGUUGACAGAGCCUGGCAUUUGUCCUAGGACAGGUGAGCGAAGUGGACCUUAUGAAGCUCUUAGCUAUGCAAGCCUGGUGGAAUCCUUUUUUGCAGCGCUUGAAGAAGAACCGGGCAACCAGAACUUGCUGAUCACGUUGAGCAAAGGCCUAGAGUGCCGCGUGUUGCACCACCGUAUCCCACCAGCAAUUGCCAAGUAUCUUAUCCAUUUGCAUAACAGGUUUCAUCAAGGAUCCUCUACAUCCUUCUGCGAGCUACUGACCAUGGUGCCAGAUGUCGACAGUGCCCUCCAAGCAUACAAAUUGCACACUGGCAUCAAGUGGGCGCAGAAGGACUAUGAGACACGAUGUGCAGAGUUCAUCAAGACACAUCCUGAAUUUGGUGAGACCUUUUCAUCAUGGACUCUCUACGAGUCAGCGCGGGGAUGUUACAAUGUCUUCGAGAAGAAGUGGCAAAUGUUGUCUGGCGCUGAAGGUGUCAUCCAGAAGCUGGGAGAGACAGUCGACUUCUUGAAUCCCAAGCUUUGCAACAGCUCAGUCCUGCAAUGUAUGCUGCAUGCAGUCAACACAGUACCACUGCUGGAGGAAAACUCUGAAUCGAAUUGGGUGAUCGACACAGUGGCCAAGAAGACCAUGAUCAGCCGCUUGCUUACCACCAUGUGUGGCAGCGUUGUCACAGCUGGAGAUCAGAAGAAAUCACGAGCUGCAGGCAAAGCAAAGGCCAAAGCCAAAUCCAAAUCAAAGGCGACGGCCAAGGCAAAGUCCAACGCUGGCAACGGAGCUUCAGGCACUGCUCACGGUGUUCAAGUACCCAACUUGCCAAAAGAGGAAGACGUAUCCAACCCCAUUGUGUCGUGUGCUGUUGGAGUCCGUCAGAAGCUUUGGUUGGACGACCUUUUGGCAUGUGUGAACCAUGUGGCAUCAAGCGUCAAGGUCAUGAGUGCAGGCAUUGAUGCAGAGCAUAUCAACAUGCUGAAGUCUACUUUGCUGCGCACAGGUUUACUCUUUGCUAUGAAGGGCUCCAUAGUUUUGGAAUCAGCCAAAGGCACAAAGACACAUAAAAAAUGGUCUACACUCCGGCCAGCACUCAAGGAGCAUGGAUUGCUUUUGCUCAUUCAGGCCUGGCUCAUAUUUCUGCAACAACAAUAUAUAGUUCACAGUCAUAUAAUGUUUUUUAGACUAUGUUAG
Durusdinium trenchii is the source of this 1551-nucleotide messenger RNA. NCBI's taxonomy places the organism in Eukaryota, Dinophyceae, Suessiales, Symbiodiniaceae. The record is from the annotation of a GenBank genome assembly.